UUUUGGUGGGGUGCCCUAGUCUCUUCAUUCUUCGUCGUAUUUUGCCAUUCAACUGGUGUAUUCUCUAGUGUAGUGGUUUGCUUGGCCGAUAUUUUCGUUUUUAGGACCAUCAUGGGAGCUAGAACCUUGCAAGCGUUUGCUUUCCUGCUAAUCAUCAGCUCAGCUUUGGCUUUGACUUGCUACAAAUGCGACUCCAGCGAGAGCAAAUUCUGCAACUACGGUCUCGCCAGCUUCACCUACAACUCCGUAAACUGUGACGACGAGUCUGGCAUCCUCUCCGGGUGGAUCCCCAAGGAGUGUGUCAAGCUUGUUGCAAAAGCCAAAGACGGCAGUGAGUACGUUGCUCGUGGAUGUAUGCCAAACCUAGGGGGCGCUUGCAGAGCAGUCGCCAAAACGUUGAGCUUCUUUUCGAACAUUGAGGGAGACAUUGAAGAUAUGGACUGCUUCACUUGUAACAGCGACAAGUGUAAUUCUGCAGCGAAAUUCUCUGGAUAUAGCCUCGUGGGGGUUGUCCUUGCUGCUGUGCUUUUCAUGUUGUAAAUCAAUGUUGUGGAUGUAAUUUAGUUACCAAAACUAUAUAUUAAAAAUGUAUGUUACUACAAAUUAUACUAUAAAACUAAGUUGCUCAUAAGUGGACUAUUUUUCUAUGAAGUACUUGAGGUUCUUUUAGACAUGUUAAUAAUGUAUACUUCUCUAUACACUAUAUAUUUUGUAGCGGAGGCUUUUGAUGUUACGAAGAGUAGGCUAGAGCUUUACGUUGUAGUUUUUUCAUUGUUUUUAAAAUAAAGUUUCUUUUUAUAAAA
Tribolium castaneum (red flour beetle) is the source of this 803-nucleotide messenger RNA. RefSeq lists its product as uncharacterized. The record is from RefSeq and is a predicted model, not a curated record. Gene Ontology annotation, biological process: positive regulation of voltage-gated potassium channel activity; sleep; regulation of synaptic transmission, cholinergic. NCBI's taxonomy places the organism in Eukaryota, Metazoa, Arthropoda, Insecta, Coleoptera, Tenebrionidae. The transcript is spliced from 3 exons. Bases 112 to 540 code for a protein of 142 amino acids.